Molecule: messenger RNA, 1330 nt
Organism: Populus nigra (black poplar)
Lineage: Eukaryota; Viridiplantae; Streptophyta; Magnoliopsida; Malpighiales; Salicaceae
Product: protein SLOW GREEN 1, chloroplastic-like
Exons: 1
Coding region: 109-1095 (328 amino acids)
Cellular component (GO): chloroplast thylakoid membrane
Molecular function (GO): protein binding
Source: RefSeq, a predicted model, not a curated record
UAUCGCGUUAGUCUUUUUCUUCCCCUCCUCUCCAGGCCAGGGUUUUCCUUUCGCUUCCUUUUCCUCUCCUUUUAUCAUCAGGGUUUUUAGCUUGAAAGAAGAAAAAAAAUGGAGUCCAUUGCUAAACCCCUUAAUCUCUCUCUCAACCCCCACCGUCCAUCAUUUCCAAACCCCAUCGUUUCGCUCUCCUUCAAAACCCCACCUCCCUCAUCAUCACCCUUCAAACUCUCCACCUCAAUUAGAGCCUCAUCCUCCUCCCGCAUCACCCCAUUCAAUCAAUCCCUCACCACCAUCAUCAAAACGACUUCCAUCACUCUCACCGCCGCUGCCGUAUUAUUCUUCACGCGCUUCAACUCCAAACCCGCAAUCGCCUCCCCGGUCGCCGCGUCUUCAUCCACUGCAGACCCCACAAAAGAAUCAUCCAAAGAAAAUGUUUCGUUUGAAGAACAAGAAAGAGCUCUUCAAGAUCAUCUGGCCCAAAACCCCAGUGAUGUCGAAGCUUUACGGUCUCUCAUGGAGGUGAGGAUCAAAUCAAAGAAACUUCAAGAGGCAAUUGAAGUUGUUGACCGAUUAAUCGAGCUGGAACCAAAUGAAGAUGAAUGGCCAUUGUUGAAAUCGCAAAUUUACACUUACAGUGGAGAUUUUGAGUCUGCUAAAGAUGGGUUUGAAGCAGUUUUGCAAAACGACCCACUUCGGGUCGAGGCUUAUCAUGGUCUUGUAAUGGCGAAUUCGGAAUCCGGUGGUUCGUUGGAAGUCGUGUUGAAAAGAAUUGAGAGUGCAAUGAAUAAAUGUAAGAAAGAAAAGAAGAACUCGGAUUUGAGGGAUUUUAAGUUAUUGAUUGCGCAAGUUAGAGUAAUGGAGGAGAAGUAUUUUGAUGCGUUGAAGGUUUAUGAGGAGUUGGUGAAAGAGGAACCGAGGGAUUUUAGGCCGUAUUUGUGUCAAGGGAUGAUUUAUACUUUAUUGAGGAAGAAAGAUGAAGCAGAAAAGAAGUUUGAGCAGUUUAAAAAGCUUGUUCCGAGGAAUCAUCCUUAUAGGGAGUAUUUGGUUGAAAGUAUGUUUGCUACUAACUUCUUUUCGGAGAAGGUAGAGAGAUAGAGGAGUUGAGGGGUGUGGCAGAAUGCAUUGAGGUUAAGGGUAAUAACAAGGUUGCAACUUUUUCCUUUUUUCUUGUGUUGUUAUUUUGAUUUUCGUUUUCGUUUCGAUAAAUGCCUUGGAUAGAAGUUAGUUAGUGGUUUAAUUUCCAUGCUGGUUAGAGGAAGUGUUCGUGAAGGACUAUCAGUCUCUCUAUUUUUCUAGUUAGAAAUGAAAACGGUAAUGGAUGUGCUAGUUA